Molecule: messenger RNA, 3978 nt
Organism: Paramuricea clavata
Lineage: Eukaryota; Metazoa; Cnidaria; Anthozoa; Malacalcyonacea; Plexauridae
Source: the annotation of a GenBank genome assembly
AUGAAACUUCUUCUACGUUUCCUUCUGCUUUUCCUGUGCGCGGAGAAACAAAAAAUAUAUUCCGAGGUGGUUUUGGACUACAGCAAGUGUCAGAAAUUCUUCUAUAAAAGCGCUCCCCCUAAAAUCGGUUUUCUAAACCAACCUGAAUUAGACUUGGCGGGUAUUUGUCAAAAAUUGGGGAACGUAUAUCACUUCGCUACCCUCUACAGCAAGUAUUGGAGAAUCCCUAUGUACAGCGCUUAUGAGUUACAAGAUCCACAAAAUUGGCGUCCCGGACCGAGCGGAGAGAUCGUCGUCACAAAAGAGUGUACCAGCGUGCAGAAAAGUCGUGGAACAUGGUUUAUUGAACCACAGGUACAUUUCAGCUAGAUUCAUGUCCUCGUAAACCAUUCACAUAUCCAUAUAGGCAACAUACAAUCACGAAUCUGUAGCAUGGGAUGGUGUGUGUGUGGGUGGGGGGGGGGAAGGUGGAGGGGGUCGCAUCACGCGAAGAAGACCAGUCAUUUCACCUUUCACUUGUAAGUUGAAAAUUGAAAAACACGUUUUUAUCACCGUCUAGAUCGAUAGAAAAGUCGAUAAUUUUACGUCAUUGGCAAUUCACGAAUCGCAAAAUACCCUUCAUCCAUCAGAUUGUCAAAUUAUUUAAAGGCACGUUCGGACGGGUCAUCUAGUGCCCAAACGAUGGCUCCACUGAUAAUGUCAAAAUGUGAUAAGCUAUUGUUCGGGCACAAACUAUAGAGUAUAACUAUAUGCACACUAUUUGAACUUGAGUACCGAAUCAAUCUCACCAUAAUACCUAUAUUUACAUUCGAUGUUUGUUCGGUAGAAUUUCGGAAGUAAUCGACGGAUGUUGUUACUGUACGUUUAGCAUAUUCUAUGGUAUAAUCGGGACUUCCUAUACUAGGACGUCCGUCUUAGAGCAAGCGAAGUAUUUUAACGACAGCAAUUACUUUCCGCAUUUUAGCAAAAUUUGGAUUUUAGAAUUAAUCCUUCAGUUUUGUACAUUCCUCCAAUCAGCAAUCCUGUUUCCACGGAGUUGCAUUGUUGAACUGACGUUUAAUAAAUGCAGCAGAGAAUUGCGUUGUUUUCUUCAUAUUUCAUAUGUUGGAUCCAAGGAUCAGGGUGGUAUGGCCUCUUAGCUUUCGCAAGCAACAUCUUUUUGACCAUGAUGAAAUAAAAUGUUUGGCCAUGGUGAAAUAAAUGUCUGGUAUAUGUUAUAUAUAUAUAUAUAUAUUGACCACAUUUCUGAGAUGUUAUGAUCUUGGUUAUCCUCAGAGUAUGUUCUUGUCAAUCCAAUCUCUCCAGCUUCUUCAAGGGUAGGGAGCAGUAGCGGACAAUAAUUUUGAAAGACUGUAAAAAUCUUGUACCAAAUAACACAAAUCACACUCAUAUAACGUAAUUGCCAUCAUAAUGUAAUAGUAUAUGUUUCUGUACUGUACAUGUCACAACAUACGCAUUUUAUACAUUCGUUUUGACGGAUACUAGGAGUCAAAUUUUUCCAACAGGCACUUCUUUUUCAUAGUCGAUUUUUUGUUGUUUGAAACAGCGAAAUUUCCUGCUGCACAAUAAUAUUUGAAUGCAUAUUAAACUAUAAUUAUGCUCAAAAACAAUGGAUAAUUCAAUUAACAUUCCAAUUUUAAGUUCACAAAAACAAAAGCGUGCACAGCAAAUAAAUUUCACUCACUUAGCGAAUAAAUUUUUACAUUGUCAUUGGCGUGUUAAUUAAAUUAAACCACCUUGCAAUUCCAUUCACAAAUGUAAAUAAUGAUGUAAAUAUUUUCUCUGAAAUGUUAGUUUUCUAUGCUUAGCAUGUGAUCUAUAACAAAACGCAUCAUUAAAAAACGUGUUUUGAAAACCUAGUUUUUUACAAAAUGUGUUCUCAGAAUGCUGCAAAUGCCAUUUCUGGGACUCAAAUUUUAAAAUUUUCCCCUGCCUUUGGCACGAGCCCCCCCCCCCAAUAUUUCGUAAAGUGUCCGCCACUGGUAGGGAGUCGAUUCCAGCCACCUUUAAACAUCUGUCUCAACAGUUCCAUCCAACAUCAAUCAUCAUACACUCGAAAUUUCAAAAAAUUCACAACAUCCAAUUUACACUCGACAUUUCGAUCUACAAAAGCAAUGAAAUUAUUCUUCUUAAUAUUGCGAGACAAAUUAAUUAAGAGAAAAAUUGCAUAAAAUAACGGCAUCGUACCACAUGUGAUCUUGUGAAUAUAUUUAUAUAUUAAUUUAGCGAAACAUUUGGAGGGAAAUUAAUCCUUGGAAUACAAAAAUAAUUUCCACUUUUAUCUAAGGCCAGCAUGCAAGUAAAAAAAUGGUAGUUUUUCGUCCCCGCUCGCAUCCUUUUCCCUGCCGCAUGGAUUUUUCCUUUUUUUAAAUUUUUAUAUUCGAGCCUUUCAAAGAAUUUCCACUUAGUGUAUUUCGACUAUUUUGCUCCUUUCGGCAUAGUUCGGUUGCCGUUUGGAAGUUUUCGUCAACUCUCGCUUGCUGUUCCGUAUUUUGGAUUUUUGGUGCCAUAUUGCAUUAGUAGCUGUUUGUCGACACUUUAAUAUAUUUACGUUUUAUGAGUAAAUUUCAAUAUUUGCUUGUGUUUAUAGGUAGUGGCGGAAAUUCAUUUUUUUCGGGGGGGGGGAAGCAAAGCCUUCUAAAUUUCCGACAAAACUUUCAAUUUUCCGACAAACCCCUCCAGUCGCCCCCACCCCCCGCCCCACCAAGAUUUCCGCCACUGUUUAUAGGUUAUUACUGGGUAAACUUUAAGAGCAAUAUUUGAAGGUUUAACAAAAAAAAAGAAAAAAAGCGCGCGCAUUCUCCUUUUUUUUCAAAAUUCGGACGAGAAACCACCAAUUUUUUUUACUUGGCCUAAAUUACUUUUUUCCCAAUAUUUCCACUAUGGGGGUUGUUAACGUAGCCAUAAAAAUACUGAAAUCCACCUCCACCUGAAAUUGGCGACGCAAAGUAAAUUACUAGACUUGCCCACAAGACUUUGGAAAAGUCUAAGUAAAUGCCAUAAUCGUUGAAGAUACUAGUAUCACUACUCAGGAAAAAUUGAAGUUGGAUGAAGGUGUAUGAAGUUCCAAAUAUUCCAUAUAAUAUUUCAAAUCUAGAUAACAUUCGAUUACGUCUUAAAUUGUACCGAACAAACAUCGAAUCUAAAUAUUUAUGUAUUUAUGUAGAAACUUUCAUCUAGUAAAUUAUAAACAACAUAUGAAUACAUAUAUAUAUGAAUAUACAUAUAUCAUAUAAUAAUAUAUAUAAUUAUUAUCCAUAGUUAUCGGGGGGAAAUCGGCCUGAUAACAUGGCAACAGCACUAGGCGAGAGUGACAUUUUCAAGAUUAACCAAGCCAUUGAAGUGGACUAUAGUAACACUGGUUUUGAUAGGGGUCACCUAAAUCCCGCCUCUUACAACUGUGACCUAGAUCGGGAAGCCACAUUUACCCUUACAAACGCUGUUCCUCAAAACCCCUGCUUUAACGAACAGACAUGGAAGAUAUUGGAGCAAACUGCAAGAACAGCGAUGAGAAAAUUGUGUAAUUUCCCUGGUGCCAAGCGAUAUUUUGUCACCGGAACAGUGCCACAAAAUAGAAUGAUUCCAAAUAAAGAACACGAUGCCGAAUCUGAUCGUAUUAGGCAAUUCAAUCGAGUCAGUGUACCCAGUCACUUGUGGACUGCAGCUUGCUGUGAUUCUAGUCAAGCGAGUGAUCCAACCAAAAGGGCCAACGGAUUUUCGAUUGCUUACUAUGGUGAAAAUAAAGCAUAUUCUUCCCCCAAAAGCAGCAAUGUACCUGAUCUAGAGGGAUGGCUAACUCGUCAGUAUACUGAGAUCAAAAACAUUAAAAUUUUUGCGGACGACUGCUUUAAAGAUUCCGCAAAUUCCAUCAUCGCAACGGGGAUGUUAGAAAAGGUAAUAGGUAUUCAGGGAAAAAAUGCAGAGUCAAGCGCAAGCUCCAUGAAACCAUCCACUCUUCCACCUAAAAAAAGACCAUGA